AGGGUUUUAUCAGCAAAACUAUAAACUAAAACCACACUUUUGGUUCUCCGCCAAACGCCACAGAUUUCCAAAAACCCAAACGAUGGCAGAGGACUCGACAGCACUGCCGACCCAACUCGCCGCCGCAACGCUAAGCGACGUCGCAUCAUCGUCCCCCGUAGAAUCUCUGAAGGCCGAGUUCUCUGACCGAGUCCCGAUCCGUUCCAUUAUUUCCAGACCCGACGGUGGCGCCGGGCUCGCGGGGCAGCGGGUCCGGGUCGGAGGAUGGGUCAAGACGGGUCGUAAGGCGGACAAGGACGCCUUCGCGUUCUUGGAGCUGAACGACGGGUCGUGUCCCGGGAAUCUACAGGUCAUCGUGGACGCUGCCGUAGCGGAUCUUAGCCCGCUCGUGCCGACCGGCACAUGCGUCGCCGUCGACGGCGUUCUGAAACUUCCUCCGGCUGGGACCAGGCAGAAAGUUGAGCUUCGGGUCGAGAAGGUGAUCCAUGUGGGUCAAGUUGAUCCGGCCAAGUACCCAUUGCCUAAGACCAAGCUCACCCUCGAGCGUCUCAGGGAACACGUUCACCUUCGCUCCAGAACCAACACGAUAGCUGCAAUUGCUAGAAUCCGCAAUGCCCUUGCAUAUGCAACACAUACAUUCUUUCAGAAGCAUGGCUUCCUUUACGUUCACACUCCAAUUAUCACCACUAGUGAUUGUGAGGGUGCUGGUGAAAUGUUUCAAGUUACAACUCUGAUUAGUGAAGCUGAUAGGUUGGAGAAGGACUUGAUCAACAAUCCUCCUCCAUCAGCAGCUGAUAUAGACGCUGCUCAGCUUGUUGUCAAGGAGAAAGGAGAUAUUGUUGCUCAACUGAAAUCUGCCAAAGCAGAAAAGAAUGAAAUUUCUGCUUCUGUGUCUGAACUAAAAAUAGCAAAAGAGAAUCUGGCAAGGCUGGAGGAGAGAUCAAAGCUUAAACCUGGUCUCCCCAAAAAGGAUGGGAAGAUUGACUAUACCCAUGAUUUCUUUGCCCGUCAAGCAUUUUUGACUGUCUCUGGCCAAUUACAAGUUGAAUCUUAUGCAUGUGCUCUUAGUAGCGUCUAUACGUUUGGACCAACUUUUAGAGCUGAAAACUCUCACACUUCCAGGCAUUUAGCUGAGUUCUGGAUGGUGGAGCCUGAAAUAGCAUUUGCAGAACUUAAGGAUGAUAUGAACUGUGCAGAGGCAUAUGUGAGAUUUCUGUGUCAGUGGUUACUUGAUAACUGCCUUGAUGAUAUGGAGUUUAUGGCUGACAAGUAUGAUAAAACUUGCAUUGAGCGCCUAAGAAUGGUAUCUUCCACCCCUUUUGAGCGGAUUUCAUAUACGGAAGCUGUUGAACUUCUAGAGGAAGCUGUGAAAAAUGGCCAGAAGUUUGAGAAUAAAAGUGUUAAAUGGGGGAUUGAUUUAGCAUCUGAACAUGAAAGAUACUUGACAGAGGUGAAAUUUCAGAAGCCUGUCAUUGUCUAUAAUUACCCAAAAGAUAUCAAGGCAUUCUACAUGAAGGUGAAUGAUGACUGUAAGACAGUUGCUGCUAUGGAUGUCCUUGUACCAAAGGUGGGUGAGUUAAUUGGAGGAAGCCAAAGGGAGGAGCGUUACGAGGUUAUUCAGCAGAGAAUACAAGAGAUGGGGCUGCCUCUUGAGCCAUAUGAGUGGUACCUUGAUCUGCGGCGUUAUGGAACAGUAAAACAUAGUGGUUUUGGUCUUGGUUUUGAACGCAUGCUUCUUUUUGCCACUGGCAUUGACAAUAUCAGAGACGUUAUUCCUUUCCCUAGAUAUCCUGGGAGAGCAGACCUUUGAAUUAUACCAUUGCUUAUUAAUCUUAGUAAUUUGCUUUUAGAAUUCAAUGUAAGCUAUUUUCCUCGUGAUUCUGAGGUUUUUUUUUUUUUUUGGAGGAAGCUGAGGUUAUCGUUAUGGCUGAUUGAUUGCAAACCAAAGUGACUAAAUUAUAGUAGUGAAAUUAUUAUAUCUCUUGUCAGAGCCUGUA
Molecule: messenger RNA, 1997 nt
Organism: Quercus robur (English oak)
Lineage: Eukaryota; Viridiplantae; Streptophyta; Magnoliopsida; Fagales; Fagaceae
Product: asparagine--tRNA ligase, cytoplasmic 1-like
Exons: 6
Coding region: 83-1810 (575 amino acids)
Biological process (GO): asparaginyl-tRNA aminoacylation
Cellular component (GO): mitochondrion
Molecular function (GO): asparagine-tRNA ligase activity; ATP binding; nucleic acid binding
Source: RefSeq, a predicted model, not a curated record